AUGCCAAUGUCUGUAUAUUUGAUUUUAUUUGCACUGUUACUUGAUGUGACAUCGGCUGCUGAUGAUCCAAAACUACCCACAUCAAAUUCUAUGAUCACUGUUGAAAAAAUAACGCCAGCAGAGUAUGACGCGUUGAUAAGCUCUGGACAAUUUCAACUUAUCAAGCAAGAUUCGGGCUUAUACAGAGUAGAUUUGACUCCAGUUCCAACAAGGGGAGUACCAUGCGCGGUGGCUUUCAAUCGCUGGUUUAACCAAUAUGAUGAUUCUUUUCAAUCUGCGGCAAAUUCACAAUGUAAGUCGAUUCGAGGUGCUUGGAGAAAUAAUCGUUGUUGUGUACUGUUCGUAGUCAAUCCACAUAUUCCACCUUGCUCUCAACGGUUACAAUACGAAUACGUUGAACAGAUAACGAUUCCAGGAUACCUUAGCUCUGACGCUACACCUGUAGGAAAAUAA
Messenger RNA from Adineta steineri, 453 nucleotides. The record is from the annotation of a GenBank genome assembly. Lineage: Eukaryota; Metazoa; Rotifera; Eurotatoria; Adinetida; Adinetidae.